Molecule: messenger RNA, 5320 nt
Organism: Hippocampus zosterae (dwarf seahorse)
Lineage: Eukaryota; Metazoa; Chordata; Actinopteri; Syngnathiformes; Syngnathidae
Product: neuronal pentraxin-2-like
Exons: 5
Coding region: 1303-2664 (453 amino acids)
Source: RefSeq, a predicted model, not a curated record
GCCCGAAUAUAAGACGGCCCUGAUUAUAAAACGACCCCCUCUUUUUCAAGACUCAAGUUUGAUAAAAUACUUUUAGACCACCAAAUUAAUUUUUAUACAGAAAAUAAUUACAGUACAUCUGAAAAAAUGAUUAUAACAAUAUAUUUGAGAGAAAAAUCAUCUUGAAGUUUACACCAUAACUUCUCUUCAGUUGCCGGUUAACCUUGCCGAUCUUCGACCCACUUUUCUCCAUAUUGUCGCUACGUUUCUCCAUCUUCUGCUAUCUCUUCUAUAAUUUUCUUCUCUUUUCUUUCUUACCACUAUUUUUUAUUUUUCUUCUUCGUGACAGGGGUUCGCUUUGGCCUGGGGAGUUCAGCAUUUGCUUCAAUAUCUGGCGCCAUCUGGCGUCGUGAAUGGGUAUAAUGUCUAGACCCCGAAUAUAAGACGACCCCCACUUUGUCUUAUUGCAUCAAUGCAAAAAACACAGUCUUAUAUUCAGGCCAAUUCGGUAUGUCUUAUUUUGAAAUGUACGUGGAAUUUGUUUUUUUUCCAUUGAACAUGCUGAGCUUCGAUUUGUUGCCAUCGCAGAAAAUGUGAUGGUUUGAACUCCAAUACUACUUUGAUCUUCCAGGUAGAUUUUGUUUGUCGGCGAGCUAGAUUACAUCAUAUUAGAUUAUGAUAGAUCGAUCGCUAGAUAGAUCGGGAUGAUUAAAUAGGAAACUUGAAGAGUAAUCACUGCCUACUUGUUCAUUCUUGUUGCGUUCACUCCUCAACAUGUAAAAAGUGAAUGAAAGCAACCCACAGCAUGGCCGCAAUCCACUGAGAGACUCAGUGAUGGCGCACAGACAAACACAUUCAUAUUCUCUCUCUCUCUCUCUCUCUCUCUGACACACACACACACACACACACACGCACACACACGCGCACACCCACGCGCACACACACACCCACGCUUCCUCAUCAUAAUCCGCCUCCCUGCGCAGUUUGGUUGGGUUUGGGUUUUGUGUUCACAGGCACUCAUUUAGUGACACCAGAGCGAGCAGACGCGCUGGCAACUUCUCUGGAUCUUUUCUUUUUUCCCCCCCGCAGCCUUUUGUUCUGUUUUUUUUUUUUUUUUUUGUCCGGCGAAGGAAAUACCGCAGCUUUCUAAAUGAACGCGACGGUCACUUUUAACAGAGCGUGUGGAUGUAUGCUUUGUGAUAGGUCCGCGUAUAUUUUGAGCUCAGCAAACACUUGAAUGGGCGAGUGCGUUUUGGGUAAAAGUUGUUUGUAGCAGGAGUAUUCCCCGCCCCGCUUUCAUUCUCGGAAUUAGUGUGAGGGAGAAUGCUGGCCGAAGUGGUCGCGCUCUUCUACCUGCUCAGCUCGGUUGAGAGCCAGCAGGAAGCGGCGGCCGCAGCCACAGGUGGCCGCUUCGUUUGUAACGCCAUCCCCCCUGGAGCCGAGCCCGGCUGCGGUUCAUCGCCGACGGGCAACCGCUUACAGAUGAGCAGCCCCGCGGAGGACGAGCUGCGCAACACCAUCAUCCGGCUCCGCGAGACUAUCUUGCAGCAGAAGGAGACCAUCGUCAGCCAGCAGGGGACCAUCAAGGAGCUCAACUCCAAACUGGCGCGCUGCGAGGCGGCGGCGGACGCCUCGGCGCAGCCGGGCAAGUCGCGGGGUCACGGCUCCAGGAGGAAGGAGUAUGGCAAGAACACCAUGGGGGACCUGCCGCGGGACCCCGGCGAGACCAUAAAUCAGCUUGGGAAGACCAUGCAAAGCCUAAAAGGGCGCUUGGAGAGCUUGGAGCAGCAGAGUUUGCAACUCCCUGGCAUAAACGUGUCAGCUGGCAGUGGUCCGGCACAGACCCCUUUGCCGUCGCAGCUGCGGGAGCUACUCGGGCAGCGUCUGGGACUUCUGGAGACGCAGUUGUUGCGAAAGGUGGCCGAGCUGGAGGAGGAAAAGAGUCAGCUUUACAAUGAAACGGCAGCCCAUCGCCAACGCACUGAGAAUGCGCUCAAUUCGCUUUUGGAGAGGAUCACAGAGCUGGAGAAAAAUAACAACGCCUUCAAGUCACCUGAGGAUUUCAAGGUGUCCCUCUCUCUGCGCACCAACUACCUGUACGGACGCAUCAAGAAGAGCCUCCCCGAGAUGUACGCCUUCACCGUGUGCAUGUGGCUCAAGUCCAGCGCCGGUCCCGGGAUCGGAACCCCCUUCUCGUACGGCGUGGCGGGCCAGGCGAAUGAGAUUGUGCUGAUCGAAUGGGGGAACAACCCCAUUGAACUGCUGGUUAAUGACAAGGUGGCACAGCUUCCACUUUCGGUGAGUGACGGACGCUGGCACCACAUCUGCAUCACCUGGACGACCAGAGACGGCUUCUGGGAGGCUUACCAGGACGGCGAGCGACUCGGCACUGGGGACAACCUGGCCCCCUGGCACCCAAUUAAACCUGGCGGGGUGAUCAUUCUGGGACAGGAGCAGGACAUAGUUGGAGGUCGUUUCGACGCCACCCAGGCCUUUGUCGGCGAGCUGAGCCAGUUCAACAUGUGGGACCGAGUACUGCGGCCAAUGGACAUCGUAGGCCUGGCCAAUUGCUCGGCAUACAUGCCCGGCAACGUGGUCCCUUGGAUAGACGCCAACGUGGAAGUGUUCGGCGGGGCGACCAAAGCCCCUCUGGAGAUAUGCGAGGACCGUGCGUUUGAUUCCUAAUGUGAGAUGUCGUCGGAAUCAGAAAGAAAAAAAAAGCCAAGUAUCCUUGUUUAUUGUUCAAAAGCAAAGGCGACAGGCAUAUCAAUAUUGUGCGGUCAUUCUUAAGAUUCACCUGUGUUGGCUUAAAUGUUCUUCCGGUCUUAACCGUGGAGAAGACUUUGCACUCAUGACCACAUGGAGAAGAAAACCAUGGUGUUGACAUUCGAGGCCUGAUUUACUAAUUUGUACGUUCAAUCUUGCACAAACAGAUGUUGAAGCCGAUCCACGAACAGGACCGCAUCUACCUGAUGACCGCACGUUUCAUUUGCCCGUCUUUGGAAGGAGUACUGUAUAUGUCAAUUGAUCAUUUGACUUGAUCACUACGAAUGAUCAAACCUGAGGUGAAUUCGCCAUUGGCUAAUUUUGCGCGUUUAAAUAAGCGACUUACAAAUCGCCAUCCACAGACAAGCAGUGCUAGCAUAGUACGGACAAAAUGAGAGGCAACGGAGAGAAAACGUACACAUUUGAAAUGCCAAAAACACAAAUGACCACAACAUUCCAUCGAUUGAUUCUAAUUUUUGGAGCUGUCUAAACGAUGGAGGGAUUUUAUCAUGCCCUCUGCCCUUGAGAAAAAAACUCUUGAGAUUCUCUCAUUUCAUUUGCUUGUGUCUAGGUUAUUUUAGCCCACUGUGGCAAUUGGUGCCAUUAUCUCCCGGAGCAGAUUUUCAGGGGUGCCGCGACAAGUUUUAAACACAAUGUUGCUGCCAAUCGUGGGCGCAAUCUGACCACGCAAUUUAGCACAAAUGAUCUGAGAUCAACUGCAAUCUUUAUAGCACAAUUUGCUAGCAUGAGCCCACAACUUAGCGCCCGAUAUUUGGGAUCUUAGUAAAUCAGGCCCCUGUGUGUUUUCUCUUCUCUCAUUUGACUCCUCAUGCAUUCCUUACGCUGACAAUGCUGCACUGUGCACGUCCGUGAGUGUUUCGCUCCAGCCGGCUUUCAUGUGUUGUGCAAACAUGAGUCCCGAGUUAGACGGUGCCACGUGGCACACUUCUAAAAAACAAUCCAAUGAGGAGAAGGCGUUCAGGAGUUGGCGGCAUUGUUAUUAUUGUGAAGCAUCGUAACGCGGCUGAUUGGCUAUAUAAUGCAUGAGCGCGAGCAAAGAGCGGAAGUCAAAGAAAGACAGUGCAUGCCUUCUUUUUGUCCGCAGAGUGUGUGUGUGUGUGUGUGUGUGCAUUCAAAACAAGUCAGAAUGUGGAUUAUUACGUAAGCGAAUAUCUUGUGUGUUACAAUACCAGAGAUUACCAGCGAGGGAGGACAUUUUCAUUCUUGUAAAUCUAUGCUUAAUACUUCUCUGCUCCUUGAGCAGCUGCCAUAUUCCAAACAGCUUUUUAUGGACGCUUUCGCCCAGGUUAAUAGCGAAUAGCCGACAGCUGCCCAGAGCUGGCUAAAACCUGGCAGCGGGCGGCUGCCGACGCGCCAGAGGGAACAGUAAGGGAUUGAUCAGGAAGGUCAAACGUUAAUUCCUCCGUCAUGAAGUACAGAGCUACCUUGACUUAUACGUUUAAUUCGUUCGGUGAGCACACUCGUAACGCAAAUCACAAGUAUCCGAAAUCAACUUUUCCCAUUGAAAUGAAUGCAAAUGCCAUUAAUUUGUUCCAAAUUCAAUCCCAAAACCACCAGCAAAAAGUAUGUAAUGGGUUUUUAAUAAGAAAAAAAGUACUCUACAGCAGUGGCCCCCAACCUUUUUCGUGUCAAGAACUAGUUGAGACAAGUACAUGCUGUUCGCGGAGCGGCACCCUUUUUUUUUUUCAUUGCGCAUUUUAAUGCAGUGGUACUGACAACAAAGAUUCCUUAAUUUCAAAUGUAGGAGAAAAUAAAAUAAUGCGAUUAACAACUAUGAAAUGGACCAAUCAGGAAUAAUAAACGUGCUUUAUAAUGUAAACAUAUUAAUACUGAAGUUAUGAUCUUACACACGGAGUUGGCACCAUUGCUACUUGCAAAUGUGACACAAUUGUUUGCUUGAUUGAUCUGGUGGCUGCCGGCUAGUUAUUAGCGACUAAGCAACAGCUUUCUCCUCCACGUCACUCUGGCGAUACCGUGAGGGGAGGAACGUCAAAAUAGCUUCAUCUUCGGAAAUCGCGGCUGCCCAUCAGCUGCGACCUUAGCUGUACGUUUGGUCCAUUUGUUACUUUUACUUUCUGUUUCCUGCUUCUUUGUUCAUUCAUUGGCGGAUUCUGUUCAUUUCAACUUGCGAAACAAGUUUCCGCCACGUCUGAUGGAGUAAAUUUGCUCACAGCUCGCAGGUCUCUCUCUGGUACCGGUUGGGGAGCCCUGUUGUACAGUAUUCUAAUUAAUAUAAAAUGUUGAAGUAGAAUCUAAACAAUGAAACCGAUUUUGCAUCAUGAGUUCAUACCUCAACAGAUUUAUAAAGGACUGCUAUACUAAUGCUCGUUUCAUUCACCAACUAGUGGCAAUGAAUAGAACAGAAGCUCACUUGUAUGUCAAAUUUUUGUUCAUAAGACAAAGCAAAAAUCCGCUUGUACAGUAAGUCAAGGUACCACUGAAAUGAUGUCGACAAUAUGAAUGGAUGUUUUUUUUUCCUUUCUGAUGCUGGAAUGAAUCAUCAUUGACCCAAUCCGCAUUUGAAAUAUGAGCAGCACCCUAAGGACAUUAUGAA